UUGCACACACCACAGUAUCUUAAAGUCACACACACACACAAUUCGUCUCUGUGAUGAGUGAUCUGUCUUCUUUUCUGUCAAAGAAAAUCCACUAUCCAUACAAAUUACAAAAUACGAUUAAUUUUCGAGUUUAGUUUGCAAACUGAUGAUGUCCGAGUAUUAUGAUCAUUACCAUCGGUGGGAACCUUUGGCCGAAUUUCAUUUUUAUAUCGACGAAACCGAGGAGCUUUACGAAGAUAAUUAUUUUUAUUGUUUAUGCAGUCGAGCGUUUAUAAGGGAUACAGUGCUGACUUAUUAUGGGGAAAGAGAAUGUUGUAGUGAGAGUGAUGGUGAAUUAGUCUCUCAAUCACAGGAAGUUGAUGAUCAUUCUCAUGUUCAUUUUUCUGCUAACACUUCUUAUAAAGUUAAAUGUGAGAAAGACGAAGGUGCCAGCUGUUAUUGUAGUGCCUCCCACACUGACAACUAUGGGUCAAAUGAUGAACUUGACCCCACUCAAAUACACUGUUUUCCCUCUCAUCCUCUCCAGCCUAGUGACAGUGGGGCGGACUUGACAUAUCAAGAUUGUCAUUCUGACUACACCACACUUGAUAAAAUAGAGAAAAUGGAACAAGAUUCCACUGAAAUCAAUGAAAAUUACUUAUCUGAAGAUACAUGGGAAAAGUUUUGGGCUUUGAAUGGUGAAAGAAUAAUCUGGGCAUCAUGGAUAGAGAAAUAUAGUGAUUAUAUUAAUCCUGCUUAUCUAGGGGAAAACAAUGAACUAUCAAUGGAUAAAAAUAAUAUCCCAAAACAACAUUCCACAGACCCAAUAUGUUAUAAAGAAGGUGAUUCAAAAGUAAAAGAUGACAAUGAAGGUGUGAGGGAAAGAAAGUUCUCAUAUGACUCAAAAGUUAAUCCUUACAAAAAGAAACAAAAAGAACUCAGUGCAGAGGAUAACAAAAUUGAUAAAAAUAUUGAAGUGACAGCAAAUAAAGAUGAUUUAUGGGCUCCUGUACAUAGAAGGAGGUCUUGCUCUGAACAUGAAAGAAUUGUGAGCCCCAGGACUCUACCAGGGACUGAUUCAAUGACUAAUGUAACAAAGAUGACAUUAUCCAGUUGCAAUGUUACAUCAAGUCAUGUGACAUCAGUAUCUACCCCCACUGAUGAUUACAGUGUGUCAUCCAGAUCAUCUGAUGAUCAAUUGAAUGAUCAAACACGUAUUGUUAAUAUUGAAUACACAGAAGCACCAGAGACAGAUAGCGAGGAGCAUUGGCAAUUUUUGUGGAAGAAAAACUUUGGGGAACAAUAUGCUCUCCAUUAUGCAAACUACAUUGAAUGUCAUGAAAUGCAUAACAAACUGUUAAAAUCAAACAUUACUCUCGAAAAUAAAGUUGAAGAACUAAAAAUUUCUGAGAUUGAAUGUGAGAAUAGUGAAGGUAAUUCUUGCGAGUUACCAUCAGUAAUUGAAGUGCAAACACAAAUCAAUGAAAUCAAUUUAAAUGACAAGUCAGUGAAAGCCAAAAAGAGGGGCAAGAAAUCGAGCAAUCGUAUAUUAUCUUCUGUGGGUAUGCUGUUACAGAAUUUACUAAAAGAACAAAAAGAAAAAGAUGAUCAACCAAUUGAAGGGGAAGAUGGGAAUAAGCAUAAAACUGAAACUGUUGCAUUAGAAACAGUUCAUAGUAAUAAAGGGUUGAAUAAUGUCCAACAGGACAAUAGCAGCCCUAUCACUAACAAUCUCAAUAAUGAAGAUGAUGAUGAUGAUGACGAACCACCAGAAGAAAAGGCAAUAUCAUUAAAAAGAAGUCACGAAAUAGACGACGAAGAAGUUACGAACCAAAAGAUCAGGGAGACAUUCCAAAUAAUGGGUCACUAUUUUGACUCCUCACAACUUCCGAAAGGCCAACCUGUUUAUAGGAAACGUUUGGCAAGGUUGCGUCCACCAAGAAACCGAAGAAUUGGUGUUUCACGAAAAACAUAUUUUGAAGACGACGGAAAUGCGUGUAUAGAUGAGAGUCAAGAAUCACAAGACGCAAUGACCGAAGAUGAUGAAAACGCUCAAGAAAUACAAUCAGAUGGUGAUAAAAACUCGGAACAUAGUCAGGAGACUGUAGACAAAGUAAAUGUGACUGAUGAAUCUGUGCAUAAAGAGGAUGAAACUGCGGAAAAUUUACUACCUUCAGAUGUGCAUGUUAGCGAUCCAUCAGAUAGUAAGUGUGAAGAGAAUGCAGAUGAAGUAAUUGAAAAUACACGUCAAGUAAAACGAAGGCGCAGACAAAAAAGACAUUACAAAGAAGAGAAUUAUGACCUAUCAGAUAUGCCAACCGAACUCAGAGAUGAUCCCAAAAUGUAUAAAUAUUGGAAAAAAAGACAUUCCCUAUUUCACAGAUUCGACGAGGGCAUAAAGCUGGACCGCGAGAGCUGGUUCAGCGUGACGCCAGAGAACGUGGCGCGCCACAUCGCCACCAAGUACACGUACGACGUGGUGGUGGACGGCUUCUGCGGCGCGGGUGGGAACACCAUACAGUUCGCACUCACUUCCAAGAAAGUGAUAGCCAUAGACAUAGACCCAGUCAAAAUAGAAAUGGCACGGCACAACGCGGCGGUGUAUGGCGUGGCAGACAAGAUCCAGUUUAUUGAGGGGGACUUUCUUGAGAUUGGGCCCACGCUGUGUGCUGACAUGGUGUUCCUCAGCCCACCGUGGGGCGGGCCCAAGUAUUCAGAGCAAGUAGAGUAUGACAUAGAAAAGAUGCUGGAACCGAAACCAGCGUCAGAGUUGAUGAGGGUAGCCAGAGAAAUCAACUCCAACGUCAGCUUGUACUUACCGCGGAACACCAAAACAGAUCAGCUAUUGGCGUUAGCACAGGAUACAGGUAGUUCUAUAGAAAUAGAACAGAGUUACCUGGAUAGGAGAUUUGUUGCCAUCACUGCCUACUUUUAUUAAAACGAAGGUUUUUUUAGACUACUUUUUUUUUCAAUUAAAUUAAUUUCUAAUACAAACAAAUUUUUUUAAAAGAAUAUUUGCCAUAUUUUUAAAUAUGACAAAUAUUCCCAUUCCCCUCCAACUAGUCGGGAAAGACUGUGCUAGGAGUGGGUACGACAAUAGACCAACGGGGCGGGGAUCGAACCACCACCCCUCGGUGGUGAGUCCGACCGCUCUUACCGUUGAGCUAUUGAGGCUCUUAAUUUGGUGUGUCUAUAACAACAUAAUGGCAACUAACCUUUGUCAAAGCCAAAUUAGAAACUAUUAAUUUCUAAAUAUAUACAUAAAAUAUUGCUUAUAAAUUAUAUAUAGCUGAAGGUAAUUCCUGAUAUACCUGAAUUACUUUCAUUCAUAAAUAUUGUCUGUUGAAAUGUAAGUUUAGUUAAACCCUUUUAAGUGCUGCCCUUUUAAAAUUCGUUCAAACCGAUUUUGCCGUUUAAAUGUAAUGAAAACGUAUACACACAGACAUUACAGACAGAUAGACAUAAUCGUAAAAAAAGGUCAGAAUAAGUUCCUAAGUCCUCAAAAAGUCCAUAUCUUUUGAAAAACAAUAUAUUCCCUACUUAAUACUAGCGGGAAGUGAUCUACUAUUUACUGUGUAUACUUAAAUUAAAAUGGAUGUUCAGUCAAUUAUAUUUCACCAAUAAUUGUUUGACUUCCAUACCAUGUCACUAACAGAGUAAAUUUUACCCAGUUGGUACAAUUUAUUAAAUGAAUUUAAUUAAAUAAAAUGAAAAAAAAAAUAAUGAUUUGAACAUGAAGGAAUGAAAAGCCAAACAGACUUCCAAAAGUAGAUAAAAUAUACGAGUAUUUACUCGCGCAAAUUGUAUUUGUUAAGUUCCAUUAAAAUUAAGUAAAAAAAUAAAAAAAAAACAAAAGAAUGAUUAAAGUGUUCUAUAGUUUGUAUAAGUGUGCAUUUAACUUCGUAUAUAAAAAUGUAGUAAAAUUAGUAGACGCAUUUUGUUUUUUGGUACAUAUCACACUUUGAUUUUUUUAUUGUUUGUAAUAUUAUUAUCUAAGCAAUAUAAGAAUAAUAACCUUAAAAUGCCUUUUUUGAAUAGCAUUUAAAAAUAAAAGUUAACUUGAUAAAAUGUUCAUACAAUAUUCCAUAAAUAGUAUUCAAAAUGAAUAUUGCCUUACAGAAAAUAAUUAAUAAUUUAAGCUUAAAAAUAAUAAUUAUUACUGGUUAUUACAUAUCAGGAUUUCCAUGAUUCAUUUGAUUUAAGAGAAAAAAGUGGUUUAUAUGAGUAGAUAAAGUACAUUUAAUUGUAUAAUAGUUAUAAAUAUUUUAUAGUAAUAUCUGUGUUGUAAUAACGAAAAAACCAAUAUACAGGGGAAAAUGAUUUGACUGGUUAUAUGUUUUAAGUAUUGCUUAUGCUAUAAAGUUAUUUUGUAAACACUUUUUUAAAGUUAGAAAACUCUUAGUAGAUCUUAAGAACAAAUCUUACUAUAUCUUAGAAAGCUACAUAAUAUAUAUCUACACAGACAGAGAAAGAAGUAGACUAGUGAUUGGUGUGCAAUUAUCAGUCAAAAGAUAUUCGAUUCUGACAUCACAUCACUACACUAAAUAUAUUUGAAGCUAACUGGUUACUUAUUAUUUGUACCAAGUUGAGACAAAGUGGUUACACUAUAGUGCAACACAAAAGAGUAGAAGAUAAAUGAGGGCGCUGUAGUCACUUAUUAUCUAUUGUCGUUCAUAGGGUGACCCUGUGUUCUAUCAUCCACUUGGGAUUAAGUAAGUAUCAUGUGUCAGAUAGCUGAUUGAAUGGUCUGCUAAUUAUCCAUAGUAUUUCCACUAUGAUUUUAAUAUCUGAUAAAAAUCAAUAAUAAUUUAUUGGUUGCUAUAGAAUGACAGAUCUUUCUGAUGACAGUAAAUUUGAUUUUACCACACAGCGAAUUUAUUAGUUCCAUUUUUUAUCAACUUCUAAUAUUAUGAUUUUAUGUCGCAGCAUUAAAAACAAUACUAAUUUAACAAUUGUCAAAAAUGUCUUCUAAUAAGUCUUCUGUUUUUAGGGAAUGUGAUGGAUGCUAUAAAUUAUAUUCGUCUAUUUCCUUCUCUGUCUACGUAGCUCUGACUAGAAAUAUAAAACACUUCGUCUGGAGACGCCACAAUAAUUUUUCUUAGCCAAUUUAGUACCUGUGCUAGUUAAUAAAAAGAAUAUAUUUUAUGUUGAAGGUUUUGCUUGACAAAGCGCGUUGUGUAAACUAAAGUAACGUUUUUACAACAGAAACGCAUAGUUACAUUAUUUCGAGUGAUACCUCAAAACCCGUUUAUCAAAAAGCCGUUGCUUAGCAGGCAAAUUAUAAUUUAAUCAUGUUUCUACAUUCAGUUUAACACACCAACGUGCCUGUCUGUGCACUAUAACUAGUACAACCAAAGUAAAAUCUUCAAAACAAAAUAUAAUAUCAAAAAAGCAAUUUUUUUUUUUGAUAUACGCAACAUGGUCAGGUUUUUCAUCUUUAUAAAACAGUUUUGAAAUCUUACCAUAUAAAGUUACAUGUAUAAAAUUAUAUGUGAUCAGUGUUGAAAAAAUUAAAUUAAAUAAAUAACAAAAAGUUUAGAGCACAAUCUACUAUAAACUAGCACAUUAUGUUCUAUUAUAAUCUCAUUAACCUUUUUAUAAAUAUUUUUUACUCUAGAUAUUUUUUGUCUGUGGUUAACUGUAUUUUAAAAUUCAAUGAAAAAAUAUAUGCCUUGUGUGUGACCAUUUAAUUGUUGUGAUCUAUUAGAGCAAGAGCCUGUAGGGCCAGACCUUUGUGGUUUUAUAAACGCUGACAGUUUUCAGAUGAAGCUAGACUGUACAGUAAUAAGGAGCUUAUAGUGUUUUUCAGAUAGCAUGGGUACAGUAACACCGUAACAGACGCCUGUAUGACGUUCAUAAAACGUACUAUUAUCGUGAAUCGCGGUAAACUUUCAAGAGUGAAAUGAACUGUCACCCGCACCUACAUGAAAUGAACUAUAGAUCAUCAAAUCGACCAUAGGCAAUCUUACAGCUUUUAAAAGUUAAAGGUCUGGCUAAUAUGGACUCUUAGACCAUAUGUAAAUACUUGUUGAUGAUAAAUAUAGAAUGAAAACAAA
This is a messenger RNA of Bicyclus anynana (squinting bush brown), 6035 nucleotides long. It is a transcript of the gene Tgs1, whose product is annotated as trimethylguanosine synthase. Gene Ontology annotation, cellular component: nucleus. Gene Ontology annotation, biological process: 7-methylguanosine cap hypermethylation; 7-methylguanosine RNA capping. Gene Ontology annotation, molecular function: RNA cap trimethylguanosine synthase activity. The coding region runs from base 146 to 2917 and encodes 923 amino acids. The record is from RefSeq and is a predicted model, not a curated record. The transcript is spliced from 11 exons. Lineage: Eukaryota; Metazoa; Arthropoda; Insecta; Lepidoptera; Nymphalidae.